Triticum turgidum subsp. durum (durum wheat) is the source of this 1032-nucleotide messenger RNA. Lineage: Eukaryota; Viridiplantae; Streptophyta; Magnoliopsida; Poales; Poaceae. The record is from the annotation of a GenBank genome assembly.
AUGGUGGUGAAGAGCGGAGGAGGAGGCGGCGCGGAGGAGGGGGCCGCGGGCGCGGCGGUGCGGCGGUGGGUGGAGGCCGGCGGCGGGAGGCUGGUACUGGACGGCGGGCUGGCCACGGAGCUCGAGGCCCACGGCGCCGACCUCAACGACCCACUCUGGAGCGCCAAGUGCAUCCUCUCCUCCCCGCACCUCAUCCGCAAGGUCCACUUAGACUACAUUGAAGCAGGUGCAAACAUUAUAAUUACUGCAUCUUAUCAGGCUACCAUUCAAGGGUUUGAGUCCAAGGGAUUUUCGAAAGAACAAGGUGAAAAUUUACUAACAAAGAGUGUUGAGAUUGCACAUGAAGCACGUGAGAUGUUUCUGAAGCAACAUCCAGAUCAAUCCACUGCCUUGCGUCCUAUUCUGGUUGCUGCUUCCAUAGGAAGUUAUGGGGCUUAUCUUGCUGAUGGCUCUGAGUACAGUGGGGAUUACGGUGAAGCUGGGACACUAGAAUUCCUGAAAGAUUUUCAUCGGCGGAGACUUCAGGUUCUUGCAGAAGCACGUCCUGAUUUGAUUGCUUUUGAAACAAUCCCUAACAAAUUGGAAGCUCAGGCAUAUGUUGAACUUCUUGAGGAAUGCAACAUAAAUAUCCCUUCAUGGUUUUCCUUCAACUCAAAAGAUGGAGUUAAUGUUGUGAGUGGAGACUCAUUAAUCGAAUGUGCUAAAAUUGCUAAUGAAUGUGCAAAGGUUGGUGCAGUUGGCAUAAACUGCACACCUCCAAGAUUUAUUCAUAGCUUGAUACUCUCCAUUCGGAAGGUCACAGACAAGCCAAUUCUGAUAUACCCCAACAGUGGAGAAAGAUACGAUGCUGAGAAAAAGGAGUGGGUGGAAUCCACUGGUGUGUCAGACGGCGAUUUCGUUUCUUAUGUAGGUGAGUGGUGCAAAGAUGGGGCUGCCCUUAUUGGGGGCUGCUGCAGGACAACUCCAAACACCAUCAGGUUCUCAAGUCGGCCUACAUGGAGGUACAACCAGUCAAGGAUUAGCAAGCAGUAA